Hemiscyllium ocellatum (epaulette shark) is the source of this 705-nucleotide messenger RNA. RefSeq names its product alpha-aspartyl dipeptidase-like. The record is from RefSeq and is a predicted model, not a curated record. Gene Ontology annotation, biological process: proteolysis. The transcript is spliced from 8 exons. Gene Ontology annotation, molecular function: serine-type peptidase activity. Lineage: Eukaryota; Metazoa; Chordata; Chondrichthyes; Orectolobiformes; Hemiscylliidae. Bases 109 to 657 code for a protein of 182 amino acids.
UCCGGAGGUCGGUUUAAUUUGAAGCCCAGUUUGGAUCUGUCCAUUGAAAUCACCACAAAGGCGUCAUUCAGGAGCUCUACCAGAAAUAAUAUCCUGAGGAGAGUCAAGAUGAAACGCAGGGCGUUACUGGUUUCAAACUCAACAAUGUAUGGAGGCAGCUACCUGGAACAUUGCCAGGAACAAAUAGUCAAUUUUUUUGGCGACAAAGUGAAGAGAAUUUUAUUUAUCCCGUAUGCUUUGCAUGACAGAGAUGCAUAUGCCAAGAAAGCACGGUGUAAAUUUGAAAGUCUGGGUUAUGGAUUGGACAGUAUUCACGAAGUUCCAGAUCCUGUGGGAGCAGUACAGAAAGCACAAGGAAUCUUUGUGGGUGGUGGGAACACAUUUCGCCUGCUGAAAGUUCUGUACGACAACAAACUGGUUUCGGAGAUACACAGGAGAGUCUUCCAGGAAACACGGGCAAAGCGCAUUGAACAAUACCAUGAGGAACCUGAUACACCACCAGUCAUGGGUUUGCGAGAGGGUUCCAUGCUCCUGGUCGAAGGUGAUAAGGCCACACUGUUAGGAACCACUGGUGCUCGCUUGUUCAUCCGGGGAGAGAAAGCCACGGAGCAUGACCCUGGAGCAGACUUCAGCUUCCUUCUGACAGACUCUCACUGACUGAACUGCUAAUAGGAGUCCAAAUACAAUAAAGGAAAUAAGAUUGAA